This is a messenger RNA of Penicillium alfredii, 4791 nucleotides long. RefSeq names its product DNA-binding E3 ubiquitin-protein ligase SNT2. Gene Ontology annotation, molecular function: chromatin binding; ubiquitin-protein transferase activity. Gene Ontology annotation, cellular component: Lid2 complex. Gene Ontology annotation, biological process: histone catabolic process. The record is from RefSeq and is a predicted model, not a curated record. Lineage: Eukaryota; Fungi; Ascomycota; Eurotiomycetes; Eurotiales; Aspergillaceae. The coding region runs from base 1 to 4791 and encodes 1596 amino acids. The transcript has 2 exons.
AUGACCACUCCCAACUCCCCGGAGGCUGUGGCCGAUUCGGCCAGCCCCUCCGCCACAGCCCCGUAUGGGACGCGAUCCAGGGGUCGCAAUGCACCUCGGCCCAACUACGCUGAGGAUCGUGACAUCGACAUGGACCUGGACACCUCUGCUCCCGCCAAGUCCGGCAAACGGAAUAGUGGCGUAACACUUCCCCCCAACGGCUCUAAAUCCGACAGUGAGAAAUCGUCGUCGAUGCAGCCUCGCAAGAGUCUGAGUAAUGGUACGGCCUCGACCCCAUCGGCAAAAGAUGCCAUCCCGGGUACUUCGUCGUUCUCCGCGAGGCCGGAUGAUGUGAACGGGUCCAGCGCGUUGCGCAAACGCAAACACACCGCCAGCACCCCGAAUUCCAACUCCGGUGGUAACGCCACGAAGAAGAUCUUCACUUCAGCCCCGGGGGGCCCCGACGGCGGCUAUUUUACCAACAUGCUCAGCUUUGAGAAUUCCGAACCUCAUCUCCAGGAUGGGAAAUUAAUCGCCGAUGAUGGAACUACCUUCGCUGUGAAUGACCAUGUUUACCUGGUUUGUGAACCUCCCGGUGAGCCGUAUUACUUGGCGCGAAUCAUGGAGUUCCUUCCAUCCAAGAUCAAGGACUCCGGGGUCAUUGAAGCAUUGCGCGUCAACUGGUACUACCGCCCACGAGAUAUCCAGCGACAUAGUCCAGACACGCGGUUUGUAUUCGCGUCGAUGCAUUCGGAUACAUGUCCGUUAUCUUCGUUGCGUGGGAAGUGCGACAUUCGGCAUGUGUCAGAGGUCACUGAAAUGGGGUCCUACAAGAAGACUCGGGAUUGUUUUUGGUACGACAAGAUGUUCGAUCGGUAUAUCCACCGCCUCUACGAUGUGAUCCCCACCAAGGAGGUGAUUAAUGUCCCGCCAAAUGUCAAGAAAGUGCUCGACGAGCGUUGGAAGUUCAUUCUUGUUGAGAUGGGCAAGGGGAAGGAGUUGACGGGCGCAGUCAAGACAUGCAAGCGAUGUCGUCUAUAUGCUGCCAAUUCCGAGUCGGUGGAUUGUGCCGUGUGCCAUUCUACCUACCAUAUGUCUUGCGUGCGACCAGCUCUGACGAAGAAACCCGCCCGCGGCUUCGCUUGGGCCUGUGCGGCCUGCAGUCGUGCCCAGGAGCGCAAACUCGAGGCACGCAAUACCCCGAUUCUCGGCGAAAGCCGACCAGAGGGCGAAGAUGAAGUCAUGGAGGAAGAAGAGGAAGAGCACCCCCAUGGUGCCGUAAAUGGGACCUCGGCCAGCACCCCCGCGAUCGCCGAGGAAGAUUCGAUGCCCCAGCCUGCAACAGCGGAACAGACGGCGCAGGCCAAAAUGUGGCCCUAUCGCUACCUGGGCAUUCAUUGCCGCGUGGAGGACGCUCUCGACUACGACGACCGGAUUUAUCCCCGAGCAAGUUCCCGCCUAGGAACGCGACACCAGGCAAACGUCAAUCCUUGGCCGGGCCGUGAAAUUGAAUACGUGAAGCCACUCGAUCUAAAGAAGAAAUAUGCCCGAGUGUCCGGUGGGCGAAAGGACGGAAAGCUUUCCAAGGAUGCUCAGGCUGCCAUGGAAGCCGCGAAGCACGAGAAGGCCAACCGACCGAAGUGGGUCCAGGAUGAACCGGCAGGCUACGUGCAUCGUGGAGAGGAUGAGCCGGUUACGGUCAAUGGAAAGCAGACGCGCACCGCCGAACUCAUGUUUAAGAUGCCAACCGCUGACCAGAUUCCCGCCCGAGGCGAAGAUGAUGCGCCGGGUUCCCAUUUAAGCCUGGAAGAACGCAGAAAAUUCAUCGAUGACUACAUGCGUCAAGCGAAGGAGCUGGCACCCGACAUCGGAGUCGAAAAGUACUCCACAAACUUUCUGGACAAGGCCCUCGAAUAUCUGUAUUCCGAAAGCUUCGACGUGCAUGCAGCUCUCGCCAAGCUGAAGAAGGUGAACAAAUACAAGGAUCUCAAGGAGCCUCAUCUUCGUCCGGAAGAGCUCAAAGCUUUCGAGCAGGGGGUUGCAAAGUAUGGGUCAGAAUGGCGCAACAUCACGAAGCAUGUGCGGACCGUGCCUCACUACCAAAUUGUUCGGUUUUACUACAUGUGGAAGAAAACGCCUCGUGGCCGGCAGGUAUGGGGUAGCUACGAAGGGAGGCGUGGUAAAAAGGAGGUUCGACGGCACAGUGUCUCCUCCUCCAAGCUGGUGGACGAUGUGGCCGAUGACCACGAUGAUUCCGCCUUUGACACCGAAAAAGCAGUGAUCCAGAAACGUGGAUUCCAAUGCAAAUUCUGCACGACGCGCAGCUCACGCCAGUGGCGGCGCGCCCCAGGAGUUCCGCCUGGCACCGCUGUUCCCUCCGAACCCUCCAAGAAGGACAAGGGGUCUCUCCUUACCGUCUCCCUUUGUCUUCGCUGUGCGUUGCUAUGGCGGAAAUAUAGUAUACAGUGGGAAGAUGUUGACGAGGUUGGGAAGAGGAUUGCGAACAGCGGUAACAAGUCAUGGCGGCGCCGUAUUGAUGAGGAAUUACUGGCACAGCUGAUUGUGGCCACCGAAACACCAUUCACUAUCACCAGUGCUACAGCAGCAACUGCGACGUCGAUGGGAAUUCCACUGGACACCAAUCCUCAACUCCAGCCGGAAGGCAAGCUGGAUCCAAAUAAGAAAAAGCCGCGCAAUGACAAGGACAGCACGGCCACUUCAGCUGCAACCUCAGUUGAGCCCAUCCCUAAAAAGAAAAUGGGAAUCGAUAAGGCCUCCGAACAGCCCCCGGUCGUUCCCGAUCCACCAAAAGCCAAGACUUUAUCAUGUGCCGUUUGCAACAAGGUUGAACCCUCGGGUGAUGAGCACAUUUCAUGUCGGGAUUGUCGUCUGACCGUUCAUCGCAACUGCUAUGGAGUUCGGGAAUCACGAGCCGGUCACAAAUGGCUAUGCGACAUGUGUUCUAAUGACCGCAGUCCAUCUAUCUCGACCACCUACGAAUGUGUCCUUUGCCCGGUCACAUUUACCGAACACAAUCUCAUGGAGACGCCAAAGAAUAACAGCCGGAAGAAGUCGGAAAGGGACAAAGAGAAGGAGCGCCUGGAAAAGGAGAUGAUCUCCGAAGCCAUCAAGCUCUAUCGUCAGCGACAGGAAGCUGUUGGCAAGCCUGUCGGUCCCCGGGAACCCUUGAAACGCACUGCCGGCAACAACUGGGCUCACGUCAUGUGCUCUUUGUGGACCCCAGAGCUCAAGUAUGGCGAUGCGAAGGAGCUGGAGCCCGUCGAGGGAUUCGGUUCCAUUCCCAAGGACCGGUGGCGGGAGGUGUGCAAGAUUUGCAAGUCAUCCAAGGGAGCAUGUGUCCCUUGCCAUUUCAACGGUUGCAAUACCCACUUCCACAUUGGCUGUGCAUUCCAAGCCCAAUACCGGUUCGGUCUCGAUAUCACGCCUGUGAAGAGUUCUCGGAGAGAUAACGUGCAAACGAUUCGUCUGGGUGGCGAAGUUGGGGCAGCCAUACCGGCAAUCUACUGUCCUCACCAUAGUGUGUCGUCCACCGUGCACGAGAUCGGCGAACAGGUGGGCCACGACGGCCUCAAUGCUCUCCAAGUGUUUGCGCAAACAUACAAGCAGGCUGAUCUCACUCUGACUGGGACCAUCCGAAAGGCGGCGUACGUGCAAUCCUCAGUUGGCCCUCCACCACACCAGGCCUCCGGUGCUGGACACCGACGGACCUCGACAAGCAAUGGGCCGGCAUCUGCCAAGGAUGGCCAUAAGACUCAAACUACGCCGAGCGAAGAGGCGCCAGAUGAGAUGGACAUUGACACGAAUGACCAUCCUGCGCUCCGGCCUGUUCCUGGGGUAGAAACAAAUCGUCAAUGUGUUCGCUGCUCCACCGGAUUCAGUCCCAGGUGGUGGCCUGUUGGGCGGCGCACUGACAGUUGGGCGCCUUUCAUUAAUGGGGUAGGACACUCUCAUCACCCACUGCAGGGCUCCCUCGUACAACCCAACGGGCAUGGUGGUGAGCAGGCAUACGAAUGCCACAAAUGCCAUUUGAAGAAUCCCGCUCCUGAGCCCGCGCUGGAUCCGCGGCCUUCGCCUUACUCCGCGCCACGCCCUCCCAUGCUGCCCACUCCCCGGAUGGCCGGUCAUACCUUUGUGUCGCACACACCUCCUGCUCCGACCAAUGUCCUCGGGCGGUCGAUGCCCCCGGCUCAUCCACACAACGGAAUCCCCAGCGGACUCCCCAGCUUAACCGGCGGAUACGAGCAACGCCCCGCGAACGAUCCCAGCCUCCGUAAUGGCAUGUCGCCUGGGACUUACUCUGCUGCACCACCUCCCCAUAUGGGAACUUUCCCGCCCCCUCACUCUACCGGCCCUCCGCCACCGCAUUACGGAAGUGCUGUUCCUCCUCCUCCGCCAUCAUACCCAACACAUCAGAGCCCUUAUGGUCCGAUGCCGACCCGGUCCCCACAUCUGUCCCAGGCGGCGCCUCGGUCAUACGCAGCCUCGGCAUCUCCACCGGUUGUGCAGGCGACCGUCAGCCGGUCUCCGCAAACCUCACUUAGCGCACUCAAUGGCGGUCCGCCGCCACGCAUGUACUCGGUUGAUCAACGACUGGGAGCUCCUUCCCACUCGCCGCCGGUAACCCAGGCACGUGUUGACCCGCGCGGGCCUACCCCUCCAAAUCGACCGGAAGAUACCCCUCCUGCUCUUAUGACUGGCCCGCCGAGCGCCCGCCGGCACUCGGGGGUGAACGGCACCAGUGCAGGGUCGGGGGCUAGCGCGAGCCCGUCGCUCAAGAACCUUCUUUCUUAA